CAGGCGGGCGGAGCGGCGCAUCUGUACAGGCAGCUAGAGGAGAGGAGAGGAGAGGUGGAAAGGGAGAAGGAGAGAGGCGAACAGGACAAGAUGAGGACCGCGGCAGCAGCAAUGGAGGAAUCGACGUUUGGACGGGAAAAGACAGCCGAGAGGAAUUUACCGAGAAAGACCGACAAGGCAUGAGAGAGAAGGCUCAGGAGACGUGCCGUAUCGCCCCAACAUGGAGGCGUAGCGACAGUGGCAUGCAUUAGAAGAGAUCAUUUCAUUGUAGCCUAGCAGCAGCGGCACCAUCCGUCCGUCCAACCUGAGCGGAGAGGAGGAGGAGGAGGAGGAGGAGGAGGACAGAGGAGCAGAGAUGGUUUCUCAGGUUGUGCAGACCCUGCGUCAGGGAGUCUGGGCAUCUCUGACCGGGGGUUGGUACCACGACCCGGAGCAGAACAAAUUCAACAACUCAUGCCACCUCUAUCUGUGGAUAUUUCUCCUGAUGUUGCCUCUGUCUCUCCAUCUGGCUCUGCCCCCUACCACCAUGGCUUUGAGCAUCUACUGUACCUCCAUCACAGUCUUCUUCAUCCUAAUCAAGAUGGCCAACUAUCGGCUGCACAUGAUGUUCGACGAGGGUGAGGCGGUGGUCCGCAGCAGCCUCUCUGACCUCAGCAAGGCUCCAGAGAAGAAAAGCAAUGCCUCAGACUCCUGCCUGCACGCCAGUAUAAGGAAGAGCAGUACAGUCCCAGACAGUGUUGCCAUGACAAUGUUGGCUCGGAAGGGUCCCAGUCCAGUGAUACAGGUUACAGUGAAACAGACAGAAACGGACCCAGGACUGAUUGGGGUGGACUGUUCAAAGUCAGACGAGGGCGUGAAGACUUCGGAAGGACAGGGUGAGGGCGCUGCAGAUGAGAAGCCUGUAGAGCGAGGCCUGCAUCCAAGCCCAGAGCCUUCUCCAGAUGACCUCUCCAGUCCCAAUCCCGACCAGGCCGCCCCCCUGCUGCAGGCCCAGCAGAGGACCCCAUCCCGAGCUGAAAGAGAAGAGACGCGACCUGGAUCUGCCGGGGGUUCAGGGAAAAUGGACAUGGAAACAAUUGAUACUAGAACCGUGAAAGAAGGAACGGACAUGCAGACACUCUUAACGGGGGCCGACAAAGAGCGAUCAGAGCAGGAAAGGACAGCAGAAAAGGACAUAAUAGAAGAGGAGAAAGACUGCGAGGAUAAAGAGGCUGCAGAUAUGGAAACAGCUGAUGAAGGUCUGCCUCCUUCCAAGGGAAGUGGAGAUGAGAGUGAGGAGGAAAGCGAGGGGCAGAAAGAGUUUUCAGAUGCCAACAAUAAUUCACUGGAGACUCCCCAGGACUGCCAAGACGAUUUCAUCGACAUCCCUGAUCCUCCUGCCCAGGCUGAGCCAGUGGAGGAGACUUACUGUUCUGAUGAGAUUGAAGUGGUUCUGGUUGAUAACUCCGGCCCAGGGCCUGUGUCCGCUCACCUGGACGAGAGUGACACAGUCAAGAUCAUCAUCACUAUGAGCUGUGACCCUCAGACUGCUGCGAAGCUGGAAGAGAGCGUUAAGCAGAGCCUUCUGGAGAAUGCACAGGCUCAGAAGGAUGCAGGAGAGUGUCACAUCAAGAUCCCUGUCAUCACCUUUGACUCCCCCGAGGACGACAAGCAGGAGCUGGACGAGGAAGAAGAAGAAGAAGAAGUAGCGACUGGCUCUGAGGAAGACCCCACCCUGAAAAAACAACAGACAACAAGCCAAAGUGAAGAGUUUCACAUGUGUCGAGAAACAACCAGUUCUGAGUUCACAACAAUGGAGGGUCAGGAUCACGACCAGGAACAUCUUGGUCUACAGUUGACCAAUGACAGCACGCCAAGCCCACAGCUAACAAAUGAUAACAGCUCAUCGGGUAUCGAUGUCAACUCCCACCCCGAUGACACAGACCCUCUGGAUCCUAACGUGGAUUCACAAGGUUUUCUGCGUCUGCCGCCUGCCUUCGGCCGUUACGGUCCAGGGGGAAGGACUCACAUCCGCGGGCUGAGCAUGGACAGUGGCAAAGAUGCCGUGCUCCUUUCAGACCGAUCACAGAACACAGCCACCAUGACUAGUUCCAAGUCAGAUCUGGAAGCGAAGGAGGGCCAGAUACCCAACGAGUCCAACUUCUUGGAGUUUGUGUCCUUGUUGGGGUCUCUCAGUGCCAGAGGGGGGGCCGCCAGCACGCAGGAACAUGACGAGACAGAAUGCAAAGAGGAAGAGGGCACUGCAGAGGAAGCAGAGAACCUGAGUACGACUUCCAGACCAGACCAGACGAUAACAGAGCCAAAUACAGACAGCAAACCAGAGAGACCAAAACCACCUACCAGCCUCCCUACCGACAAACUGCAGGCCAAACCACCCACACAAAUCCCAAUAGUUUCCCCCGACAGUCCACAGACAGACAGAGAGAAGGAUCCAGACUAUGAUUCUCUGCCCUCGCAAACCUCCCAGUCCGAGAGCUCCAUGCUGCAGGUCAUCUGCAGACCAGAGGCCACAAACAAAGAAGAGGCCUACACCUUCCAUACUGUACACAGAGACAGGCCUCGUAAGCUGUAUGCAGAGAGAGCUCUAAACCUGCCGCUGGGAGCUGAGCUCAUCACUGGCAACAUGUGUGACCUGCUGUCAACUUCUUCAAACUCAGAGUGUCAGGAUGGCCUUGCAGGUGGUCACGCUGACUGCCCUUUCCAACGACGCAUCAUCCCUGCCCACAGGCUGCGGCCUCGAAGGACACAUCCUGAGAUCUUUCAGGAAGAGGACUCUUUGGAUGAUUCGUCAGAGACUUCCACUCAGGAGAAACCGGCCAGGAAGAUUUAUUACAAACUAAAACUGUUUCCUGGGAAGUGGAUCAACAUUUUAUAUGACCGACUCACCCUGCUUGCCCUUUUGGACAGAAACCAGGAUGUUUUGGAGAAUCUGGUCGCCGUCUUCAUGGCCUUCCUGGUUUCUUUCCUGGGUUUUGUGCUUCUAAACCACGGCUGCUUCAAAGACUUCUGGGUCUUCCAGUUCUGCCUGGUCAUCGCCAGCUGCCAGUAUUCCUUACUAAAGAGUGUUCAACCAGAUGCAGCUUCACCGACACAUGGUCACAACCAGUUGGUGGCUUACAGCCGGGCUGCCUACUUCUGCAUCUUCUGCACUCUGAUCUGGCUGCUGGAGCAGCUGCUGAGGAUGAAGGACCUUCCUGUCUCCACCCUGUACGGAGUCACCAUAGUCUGCCACGACGCGCUGCACUUCUUAAGAGACAUGCUCAUGGGUUUUACCUACUGCUUCCCAAUCACCUUCCUGGUGGGCCUUUUCCCUCAGAUCAACACCUUCACCAUCUACCUGCUGGAGCAGAUCGACAUGCAUCUGUUUGGAGGAACAGCUGCUACGAGUCUGGUCUCUGCAGUCUACAGCAUCCUCCGCAGUCUGAUCGCUCUGUCUCUGCUCUACGGUUUCUGCUUCGGAGCUCUCAAGGAGCCGUGGGAUGAGCAGCACACGCCGGCUUUGUUCUCUGGAUUCUGCGGCCUUUUGGUGGUCUUCUCCUACCACCUCAGCCGACAGAGCAGUGACCCCUCUGUGCUCAUGUCUCUGAUCAAGUCCAAAAUAAUGCCCGCUUUGGUGGAGAGCGAGGAAGAGGAGGAGGAAGACACAGACAUCAAAGACCCACUUCCUGACAAACUGCAGAGCUCGAUGAAGGAGAUUCUGCUGUCGGAUGUGGUUGUGUGCUCUGUCGCCUACAUCCUGACCUUUGCCAUCACUGCGAGUACCGUGUUUCUGUCUCUCAAGCCUUUUGUGACCAUUGUGCUGUACGCUCUGGCGGGGACAGUGGGGUUUGUCACCCACUACCUGAUCCCCCAGCUGAGGAAGCACCACCCUUGGUUGUGGAUCUCCCAUCCAGUACUCAAGACAAAAGAGUAUCACCAGUUUGAACCCAGAGAGGACGCUGUGCUGAUGUGGUUUGAGCGGCUUUACGUCGGGCUCCUGUGCUUUGAGAAGUAUGUGGUGUACCCAGCCAUCAUUCUGAGCGCACUAACUAACGACGGAUUUGCCCUAAGUCACCGCAAGAAGCUGGGAAUUCACUGCGAUGUACUCCUGACGACAGUCGCUGGAUUGAAACUCUUGCGUUCGUCCUUCUGUGAUCCGAGCUUCCAGUUCCUCACCCUGCUCUUCACGCUGGUCUUUUUCCACUUUGACUGUCCGCACGCCUCUGAGAGCUUCCUGCUGGACUUCUUCAUCAUGUCUAUAGCUUUCCACAAGAUGCGAGAGCUGUUGCUGAAGCUUCAUUUCAUCCUCGUUUACAUCGCUCCGUGGCAGAUUGCCUGGGGCAGCGCUUUCCAUGCCUUCGCUCAGCCGUUUGCUGUGCCACACUCUGCCAUGUUGCUGCUCCAGACUUUGCUCACCACUGUCUUCUACACACCGCUGGCUCCCUUCCUGGGCAGCGCCAUCUUCAUAUCCUCCUAUCCUCGGCCAAUAAGGUUCUGGGAGCGAAAUUACAACACAAAGCGUAUAGACAACUCUAACAGCAGACUGGUGUCCCAAGUGGAUAAGGAGACAGGGUGUGAUGACAGCAACCUGAACUCCAUCUUUUACGAGUACCUGACCCGCUCGCUGCAGCAUUCUCUGUGUGGCGACCUCAUGCUGGGACGAUGGGGCAACUACAGCGCCGGAGACUGUUUCAUUCUGGCUUCUGACUACCUCAACGCCCUGGUCCACCUCAUCGAGAUCGGCAACGGUUUAGUCACUUUCCAGCUGAGAGGCCUGGAGUUCAGAGGUACUUACUGCCAGCAGCGAGAGGUGGAGGCCAUCACGGAGGGCGUGGAGGAGGACGAUGCAUGCUGCUGCUGCGAGCCGGGUCACUUACCCCACAUGCUGUCGUGCAAUGCAGCCUUCAACCUGCGCUGGCUGGCCUGGGAGGUGAUGGCCACCAAGUAUCUGCUGGAGGGAUACAGCAUCAGUGAGAACAACGCUGCCACCAUGCUGCAAGUGUACGACCUCAGAAAGCUCCUCAUCACCUACUACCUGAAGAGUAUAAUCUACUUCCUGGUCCACUCUCCAAAACUAUCCACCUGGCUCAAAGAUGCCUCCAUUGAGGAGGCGCUGCAGUCGUACACAAAGUGGCACCACAUCGAACGUGACCCUCAGGUCUUCAGUGUGAAGAUCGAUGAAGACUACGUGCACUGCCUGCAGGGAGUGACCCGCGCCAGCUUCUGCAACGUCUACCUGGAGUGGAUCCAGUACUGUGCAGGGAAGAUGGAGACGCCUGUUGACAGCGAUGAGGACUCUAGCUUGGUGACUUUGUGUUACGCUCUCUCAGUCCUGGGAAGGAGAUCUCUCGGCACCGCAUCACACAACAUGUCCAACAGUCUGGAGUCAUUUCUUUACGGUUUCAACACCCUGUUUAAAGGCGACUUCCGCAUCGCCACCAAAGACGAGUGGGUUUUUACUGAUCUGGACCUCCUGCAGAAAGUGGUCGCUCCUGCAGUCAGAAUGAGCCUCAAACUGCAUCAGGAUCACUUCACCUGUCUGGAGGAGACCGAGGAGGCAUCUAUCUUGUACGAAGCCAUCACCAACUACCGCAGCAGCCUGGUCAUCUGCCACGAGAGUGACCCCGCCUGGCGUAAGGCUGUGCUAUCCAGCCGCGACACGCUGCUCACACUCAGACACAUGAUCGAUGACGGCACGGACGAAUAUAAGAUCAUCAUGCUGUACAAACGCCACCUAAGCUUCAAGGUCAUCAAGAUCAAUAAGGAGUGUGUGCGUGGACUGUGGGCGGGUCAACAGCAGGAGUUGGUGUUUUUACGGAACCGAAACCCGGAGCGUGGUAGCAUCCAGAACUCAAAGCAGGCGCUGAGGAAUAUGGUCAACUCGUCCUGCGACCAGCCACUGGGCUAUCCCAUGUAUGUGUCACCACUUACAACAUCAUACGCAGGGACUCACCGCACGCUCCGCAGUAUUGGAGGAGGAGCUUUAAGCCUGGAUGUCAUUCGUUCCUGGCUCUGCACGAAAUGGUUACGGGUGCGUAAGGACAACUUAACCAGCUGUAACAGCGGCGUGAACAUGGAGGAUGUGGACUGCGGCGCUGGUGGUUCUUCCUCACUGAGCAACAACCGCCCGUCCUCCGUCACGUCCAACAGCCUGAGCCUCUAUCAGCACAGAGCCAGGACGACACACAGCCACAGACACCACAACGCAGCCAGGAGAGAAUACCGCAGUCGGUCAGUGCAGCCGCAGAGUCAGCGUCCCCCAGUCACCAGCCAAUCAGGGCCCAUCCUGGACUCAGGCUCCACCCACGGACUCGUGCAGCGUCUGUCCAACAGCCAGCUCUCCUUCAACACUUCCAUAGCCUCCAUUUUCUCCCAGGUCCCUCGUCUGUCAGGGGCCGGUGGGAUCAGCUCUCAGCUGCAGACAGCGCAGCAUCAGCAGCGCUCCAGCCAGGUUUCUUCAUCUUCAUCCACUCUCAGCCUGCUGUUUGGGAAGCGGAGUUUCUCCAGUGGACUGGUAAUCUCGGGGCUAUCUGCGGCUGAAGGGGGAAACACGACCGACACGCAGUCCUCGUCCAGCGUCAACAUCGCAAUGGGGCCCUCACACAGGUCCAGCAGCAGAGCCACACAGUGGACAUCAGAGGCUUACGAGAGCAUCGAUGCAACCUACUCCAAUGCUGUUACAACAGUGAAAGACGGCGUGCAGUCAGGUGACCGAGGCUGCAGCCAGGGAUUAGACAAGACCCUGGAGGACUCAGCGUCUGCCUCAACAGCUCCAGAGGCGACUGAUCAAAAGACUGUGUAGGGAGAGAACACACACACACAUAACACACACAGACGAGUGUCCAUACACAUGCCCAUAUACAGGCAGGACUGUAUCAAAAAAAAAAUGACACACACACACAUACAUUCAAAGGAUUGUAUGACAGAGUACCCAUGCACACCAACCUGCCUCCUCUCCUGCCCUCAGCAUGUGGUCUCACCUUGUUUGUCGGAAUGUAAACAAGUCUGAAAACAAGCUCUUGGAUCCGGUUGAUGAAUUAAAGACAUUUUUAAAUGAA
Molecule: messenger RNA, 7037 nt
Organism: Labrus bergylta (ballan wrasse)
Lineage: Eukaryota; Metazoa; Chordata; Actinopteri; Labriformes; Labridae
Gene: pcnx2
Product: pecanex 2
Cellular component (GO): membrane
Source: RefSeq, a predicted model, not a curated record